Messenger RNA from Drosophila sulfurigaster albostrigata, 1204 nucleotides. RefSeq lists its product as uncharacterized. Gene Ontology annotation, biological process: apoptotic DNA fragmentation. Gene Ontology annotation, molecular function: nucleic acid binding; RNA endonuclease activity; single-stranded DNA endonuclease activity. The record is from RefSeq and is a predicted model, not a curated record. Gene Ontology annotation, cellular component: mitochondrial inner membrane; nucleus. The transcript is spliced from 2 exons. Lineage: Eukaryota; Metazoa; Arthropoda; Insecta; Diptera; Drosophilidae. The coding region runs from base 128 to 1063 and encodes 311 amino acids.
UUUCUUUGCCACAGUUCUCAAAACAAAACAAAUCUCAUUCAAAUUUAAAUACUUUAUAAAUUAAAAUAAAGAAAUUUUUGUAAGUUAAUUGGAAAAUUACAGAGUGACCUCUAUUGGAAAUGUGGACAUGGAUAUGCCCCUGAGUGGUAAAUUAGCGAUUGUCGCAGCCACAGCUGGAACUUUUUUUGCUCUAGGUGCUUAUUAUCAACAUCAGCAUGUGAUACGCAACAUCAAGAAGCUGGAACAGCGCAAUCCACACGCCUAUUUUAUCAGGCGUAAGCUGUAUGCGUUGCUGGAUAUAUUCUAUGUGCAAUUUGGCACUGAGUUUUUCGAUGAGGAAAGCGAUGAAUCGGAAUCCCAUCGCAUGGGCGGAAUAAUGAAGUAUGGCUUCCCUAGCAUGAAUGAGAUUAGCUUGAAUGAGACGUACAAUUUUGUGACAUCAUUCGAUCGUCGCAACUCCGCCAUACAAUGGAUGUGCGAACGUGUCGAACCCACAAGCUAUACGAAUAAUCCCCUAUCGCAAUCCUCCCGUUACGGCCUCUCGGUACGACCUCGACCCUUGAAUCACAUGGCGGAUGUGUCAUUUCAACACUCGGAGGCGGCGCGUGUCUUCUUCAUGGCGAAUAUUAAACCGUUCUUGAAUCGCGGCUUCAAUGCACGCGUUUGGGAGAAAUUACUGCUCUACAUUCAUGAGAUGUCCCAGAAUUAUGGAGAUGUUUUUGUGUACACCGGUUCCAUUUACUUGCCUCGCGAAAUGAAGAGCAACAAUUGGUAUUUGGAGUUUCAACCGGAAGAUAACGCCAUCAUUGCAGUGCCCACGCAUUUCUUCAAGAUCGUCAUAGUCGAUCCGAAGGAAUUGCAUAGCACGCCCUAUGCCGAGGCUUAUGUGAUGCCCAAUUCAUCGAUAAGCGAUAACACCGAGCUGCGAUCGCUGCUCAGCGAUGUGCGUGAUAUCGAGAAUGCAACUGGCCUCAAAUUCUUCGAUGGUCUCGAUCGCAACUUUGUCAACACGCAAGUGACCAACCAGGGUCAUGAGCCAGCCCUGGCAACUAUCACCGAUUAAUCUGAGUUUGUCGCCUAAGUAUUUUUAUUUGAUCUGCGGAUUGUUUUCUUUUUGCGCGUACUAUUAUCGCUAUCAAAGUAUUAUUUAACGUUCGUAAAUGCCUCGAAAUUAGUGACAAAUAUAUAUUCAACAAUUAUUUAA